AUGGGUGACUGGCUCAACGCUCUCAGGCGGCUGGAGGAGGAAAGGAGCCCCCCUCAGCAGCAAGCGCUCGUCCCCAUCCUCAUCCCUCAGCCCAAUCCUGCCGCGAUGGUAACCAAUCCUACUCGUCGACACGCCGUCGCCAUACAGCUCGAGGACCUCAGACACGACCUGAACCUGAUUGCCCAGCUGAUCGUUUGCCACACUGCACGCGGCGAUUCCUUGGCUAAAGAGAUCGAGGUGGCCGAAGCCAUCGUGGCAGAGCUCAAGGAUAAACACCAGCAGAGUGUGGCCGAGUCCAACCGGCUUGAUCAAGUUGGAACACUGAAUAUCAUGAAACAGAGGCUGCUGCAUCAGGAACUCUGUGUGGAUUUCAAGCAGUAUCAGGUUCUGAUGGAGCACGGUCUUUAUGACAUUGUGCGCAUCAGCGACAAGCCCUGUACACCUCUUCCCUCGUUGCCCAAGGAAACGAUCGGUCUCUGGAAGGAUGGGCCCUCGGGUGGCAUUCUCAAAGCCUUGACGGGUGAGGUACAGUGCAAGCACCUUUCGCAGGGGCCGCAUGUCCAUUUCGCCGACCUCCCAGUGGGCCAUCAAAGGGAGUGA
Apiotrichum porosum is the source of this 600-nucleotide messenger RNA. RefSeq lists its product as uncharacterized. The record is from RefSeq and is a predicted model, not a curated record. The transcript has a single exon. Bases 1 to 600 code for a protein of 199 amino acids. Lineage: Eukaryota; Fungi; Basidiomycota; Tremellomycetes; Trichosporonales; Trichosporonaceae.